Colletotrichum karsti is the source of this 717-nucleotide messenger RNA. RefSeq lists its product as uncharacterized. The transcript has a single exon. Bases 1 to 717 code for a protein of 238 amino acids. NCBI's taxonomy places the organism in Eukaryota, Fungi, Ascomycota, Sordariomycetes, Glomerellales, Glomerellaceae. The record is from RefSeq and is a predicted model, not a curated record.
AUGGCGGAGGCCAUUGGCGCUGCGAAUGGCGUGGCCAGUCUUUUCAACACAACUCUUGCCUGGUUCGAAUAUGUCUACAUCGCCAAGGAAACCGGUUCCAGACUCCAAUCCCUCAUCCUCCAACUCGACAAUGCGCAGCUGAGGUUGAGCCGCUGGGGAGAAGCUGCCGGUCUCAGCGGAACUCACGUCGAGGACGAGGAAUCGGCCUCCGACUCUCUCGUCCUAAACGGGGAACAAAAGAAGGUAGCCAUCAGCACUUUCAACUUCAUCUGUUCGAGAUUCGAGAAGUGCGAAAAGAUUUGCCACGCCUUCCGCAACGGCAAGACAGAGAACGACCCCAAGGUUAAGGAGCUGGAAACCCCGCUGUCACGAGCGCGAUGGUCGCCCGCCAACAAAUACCUCCAUGAAACCAUGCGGAGGAUUGUUGAAGGUCGCAAAAACAAAAUCGGUGUCCUCCGCCGGGCCAAAUUUGCCAUUUACGAUGAAAAUCAUCUCAAAGAGCUUGUGAAGGAUAUCAACGAUCACAUCGAUUCCUUGUAUAAGAUCUUUCCUCUGCCCGACGAUACCUUCUCUCUGGACAAGCAAACUCAGCAGACCAAGCAUGAAAUGACCGAGCUUCUUUCGGUUAUGGAGAUGCUGGGUUCUACGGUUCAAAGUCGAGACAAAUUGCUUGGGUCGGCAAUUGGAGUAAUUUUAAACCAGAAGGCAAGUGCAUAA